Messenger RNA from Knipowitschia caucasica, 2466 nucleotides. NCBI's taxonomy places the organism in Eukaryota, Metazoa, Chordata, Actinopteri, Gobiiformes, Gobiidae. The record is from the annotation of a GenBank genome assembly.
AUGCGCACGCUGCAACUGGCGGUGAAUGAGAGCUUGGCGUUUUGGUACAGAGGAUCUGCCUGUAGUGUCCCUGUGCUACAGCACACAGGUACAGAGGAUCUGCCUGUAGUGUCCCUGUGCUACAGCACACAGCACACAGGUACAGAGGAUCUGCCUGUAGUGUCCCUGUGCUACAGCACACAGGUACAGAGGAUCACUGCCUGUAGUGUCCCUGUGCUACAGCACACAGCACACAGGUACAGAGGAUCUGCCUGUAGUGUCCCUGUGCUACAGCACACAGGUACAGAGGAUCUGCCUGUAGUGUCCCUGUGCUGCAGCACACAGGUACAGAGGAUCACUGCCUGUAGUGUCCCUGUGCUACAGCACACAGGUACAGAGGAUCCUGCCUGUAGUGUCCCUGUGCUACAGCACACAGGUACAGAGGAUCUGCCUGUUGUGUCCCUGUGCUACAGCACACAGGUACAGAGGAUCACUGCCUGUAGUGUCCCUGUUCUACAGCACACAGGUACAGAGGAUCUGCCUGUAGUGUCCCUGUGCUGCAGCACACAGGUACAGAGGAUCACUGCCUUUAGUGUCCCUGUGCUACAGCACACAGCACACAGGUACAGAGGAUCACUGCCUUUAGUGUCCCUGUGCUACAGCACACAGGUACAGAGGAUCGCUGCCUUUAGUGUCCCUGUUCUACAGCACACAGGUACAGAGGAUCUGCCUGUAGUGUCCCUGUGCGCAGCACACAGGUACAGAGGAUCACUGCCUUUAGUGUCCCUGUGCUACAGCACACAGCACACAGGUACAGAGGAUCUGCCUGUAGUGUCCCUGUGCUGCAGCACACAGGUACAGAGGAUCACUGCCUUUAGUGUCCCUGUGCUACAGCACACAGGUACAGAGGAUCUGCCUGAAGUGUCCUUGUGCUGCAGCACACAGGUACAGAGGAUCGUUGCCUGUAGUGUCCCUGUGCUACAGCACACAGCACACAGGUACAGACGAUCUGCCUGUCGUGUCCCUCUGCUGCAGCACACAGGUACAGAGGAUCUGCCUGUAGUGUCCCUGUGCUACAGCACACAGGUACAGAGGAUCGCUGCCUGUAGUGUCCCUGUGCUGCAGCACACAGCACACAGGUACAGAGGAUCGCUGCCUGUAGUGUCCCUGUGCUACAGCACACAGGUACAGAGGAUCGCUGCCUGUAGUGUCCCUGUGCUACAGCACACAGCACACAGGUACAGAGGAUCGCUGCCUGUAGUGUCCCUGUGCUACAGCACACAGGUACAGAGGAUCACUGCCUGUAGUGUCCCUGUGCUACAGCACACAGGUACAGAGGAUCUGCCUGUAGUGUCCCUGUGCUGCAGCACACAGGUACAGAGGAUCACUGCCUGUAGUGUCCCUGUGCUACAGCACACAGCACACAGGUACAGAGGAUCUGCCUGUAGUGUCCCUGUGCUGCAGCACACAGGUACAGAGGAUCUGCCUGUAGUGUCCCUGUGCUACAGCACACAGGUACAGAGGAUCGCUGCCUGUAGUGUCCCUGUGCUACAGCACACAGCACACAGGUACAGAGGAUCUGCCUGUAGUGUCCCUGUGCUGCAGCACACAGGUACAGAGGAUCUGCCUGUAGUGUCCCUGUGCUACACCACACAGCACACAGGUACAGAGGAUCUGCCUGUAGUGUCCCUGUGCUACAGCACACAGGUACAGAGGAUCGCUGCCUGUAGUGUCCCUGUGCUACACCACACAGGUACAGAGGAUCUGCCUGUAGUGUCCCUGUGCUGCAGCACACAGGUACAGAGGAUCACUGCCUGUAGUGUCCCUGUGCUGCAGCACACAGGUACAGAGGAUCUGCCUGUAGUGUCCCUGUGCUACAGCACACAGCACACAGGUACAGAGGAUCUGCCUGUAGUGUCCCUGUGCUGCAGCACACAGGUACAGAAGAUCACUGCCUUUAGUGUCCCUGUGCUACACCACACAGCACACAGGUACAGAGGAUCGCUGCCUGUAGUGUCCCUGUGCUACAGCACACAGGUACAGAGGAUCACUGCCUGUAGUGUCCCUGUGCUACAGCACACAGCACACAGGUACAGAGGAUCUGCCUGUAGUGUCCCCGUGCUGCAGCACACAGGUACAGAGGAUCUGCCUGUAGUGCCCCCGUGCUACAGCACACAGACGGUGCAGACAGUGCUGCUGGUGGUGCUGGCCUUCGCCCUCUGCUGGCUCCCGCACCACGUCAUCGUUCUGUGGGUGGAGUUCGGACACUUCCCUCUGACCGACGCCUCCUUCGCCUUUCGCAUCGCGGCGCACUGUUUGGCGUACGCUAACUCCUGCGUGAACCCCGUGCUCUACGCUUUCCUCUCAGAGAACUUCAGGAAGGCGUGUCGCGAAGUCUGCUGCCCCACAGCGCCCCCUACAGGACAGACCGCGCCCAGGCUACGCAUGGACAACUUCUCCACCACCUACUCCACCACCACUAUCUGA